Molecule: messenger RNA, 2450 nt
Organism: Hipposideros armiger (great roundleaf bat)
Lineage: Eukaryota; Metazoa; Chordata; Mammalia; Chiroptera; Hipposideridae
Gene: GIMAP8
Product: GTPase, IMAP family member 8
Exons: 4
Coding region: 123-1562 (479 amino acids)
Cellular component (GO): endoplasmic reticulum
Molecular function (GO): GTP binding
Source: RefSeq, a predicted model, not a curated record
AAACCUCUUCCUCCUCAGAAGCGCCGUCGGAAAGAUCCCGCCCCCGCGUUCCUCGGGGCCCCUCCCCGCCUUGGUAUUCUGUUUGCCUGAGGAGGGAGCAGCUGCUUCCAUCCAGCCCAGCAAUGCAGCAGGCAGAGCUUGGAGGUUCUGAGACCAUGGCAGGCCAGGGGACAGGACCGAGCAGAACCCGCGGGAGCCUGUGUCAGGAGGGUGCAUCAGAGCAGGGCUGCUCCCCGCAGGAACUGAGGCUUCUCCUCCUGGGGAAACAGGGUGCAGGAAAAAGUGCCACAGGGAACACUCUUCUGGGCAAAGCUGUGUUCACGACCAAACUCAGUGGGCAGAUGGUGACGAAAAGUUGCCAGAAAGAGGAGAGCAGCGACAAGAAAGGGGAAAAGGUGGUGGUCAUCGACACCCCCGACCUUUUCUCCUCACAAGCUUGUGCUGAAGACAGGGAACAGAACAUUAAAGCCUACUUAGCGCACUCUGCGCCCAUCCUCCACGCCCUGCUGCUGGUAAUUCGCAUCGGCCGCUUCACGGAGGAGGACUCACAGACAGUCCAGGGCAUCCAGGAGGUGUUUGGAGCUGAAGCCAGGAGGCACACCAUUGUAACCUUCACUCGGAAGAAUGAAUUGGGAGAAAACGAGUCGAUGCGAGAUUACAUUGACAGCAACAAGUCUGUUAAAGAGUUGGUUCAAAACUGUGAAGGCCGAUACUGGGCUGUCGAAAACAAGGCAGGUGAGGAUCAGAGGGACAGCCAGGUGGAGGAGCUUCUCGACAUGGUCAAGAGUUUGGUGAAGAGCCAAGGACCAUAUCGCGUGACCUCCAGAAAUGAAGGCCGUGGGUUCCAGGUCCCUGUGAAUGAAGCCAAAUCUCAGAAGGGGGACAAGCCACAUAAGACCCUGAACAUUGUCCUCGUGGGGAGGAGCGGGACUGGAAAGAGUGCGACGGGAAACACCAUCCUGGGGAGUUCCGAGUUCCGCUCGCAGCUCCAAGCACAGCCACUAACCAAGACGUGUCAGGAAAGCAAGACGACGGUGGCUGGUCAGGACAUUGUCGUUGUGGACACUCCUGCGCUCUGCCUGCUUCUUGCUGAAGGAGACACAUCCGAGCUAACGAAGCUCCAAGGGUAUGUGUUCAGCUGUGAAGACAGGGACACCAUCUUUGUCCUGGUGCUCCAGCUAGGACGAUUCGUUCAACAGGACCAAAAGGUGGUGAAGAUGCUACAGGAAAUCUUUGGGGAAAAGGUUAUGAAGUACACAAUCAUACUGUUCACCCGGAAGGAAGACCUAGGGGACGGGGAUCUUGACAAUUAUGUGAAAAAAACAGAUAACAAAGCUCUUAAGAAGCUAAUUAAACAGUGUGCAGGGCGAGUUUAUGCUUUUAACAACAAAGAAACUGGUCAAGCCAGGGAGGAACAGGCAAGAGGUCUUUUGGAAAUGGCCAACAAGCUGAUAAGUAGCCAUGGAGGGCACGGAUUUUCCCACGCACAGGAGAAUGUCAACAAAACAAAAAUGUGGCCAAAAAAAGUACCAAACCUAAAGAAUUUCAAAGAUAAGUCAUAGGCAGCUGAAAUGCCUGGGGUCUCCAGUGGGGGUAGGCAUGGUAGGGCUUGAAAAGUAAAUGCACCUCACCUUGUGAUGCUUCAGCUCUUUGUAGUUAAAUCAGUUGUCAGGCUGGGGCAGGUAGUAGGGGGUUAUAAAGGAAAUGAACAUGACUUGAGUGAGGUUUCAAAAGAUUGUAUUGCUAAUCAUCACAGUGAAAUAGGCUAGAACCAAAAGCAGAAGCAGACUAGAAUUGCCGUGAUCAGACAACCUUGCAGAGUCCUAAAAUUCUAAGUAUAAUUCUAGAUUUCCUCUAUAAAAAACUAUUGAAAGCUCUUUUGCUCUUCUGUCUCCUCUCUCUCUCUCUCUCUCUCUCUCUCUCUCUCUCUUUCUCUCUUUCUGUUAGGAAUUAGCUUAAAACUCAGAAAAUGCAAACAAAAAUGGUUAAACACAUUAGGAGCUUAUAGUGUCUCACAUCAAGAUGUCCAGCAGAGGCUGUCUGAGGCUGGGGUGGUACCAACGCUCCAGCUUUGUUCUCAUGCAGCCUCCACAUGUCAGGCACCUUCUUGGUUCCAAGGGGGUGACAUCCUAACUGUGACUAAGCAGAUUACGUUGACAGCUGCCUGAUAUGGGCACUACACGAGAACUAUGGAAUCUUCACCCAGUAGAUGUAGGGCCAGGUGAUUUCAAGAUUAACCACUUUAUAGAUGUUUCAAGAACAAGAUCUGUCAUCUGCUUUUGUUUUUUUGAAAGCAUCAGGCUACCUUCAAGAUUAACCCAUUUAUGAAUGCAUGGGCUGUCACCACUAAUCCUUUUGUACUACAUAACCCUUAACAUGACAAAUUCUGGAAAAUGUGUGUGUAAAUAUAUUCAGUUGAGUGAAAUAAUAAAGAUGAAUUAUGUUAUGGA